Molecule: messenger RNA, 1664 nt
Organism: Adineta steineri
Lineage: Eukaryota; Metazoa; Rotifera; Eurotatoria; Adinetida; Adinetidae
Source: the annotation of a GenBank genome assembly
AUGACAACAUCGAAUGAACAACAAAUACAACUGGAAAUAACAGAAGCAAGUGACUUUUAUAAUGCAUGUGCAGCCAAUGAUAUUCCUCGAAUUAUAUCUCAUUUGGCAAAUAUGAGUCCAAAUGAAAUUAAUCGAAUCGAACCAAAUGGAGAUACCGCACUACAUGUAGCCUGUUAUCAUCACAAUGCGGGUGCUGUCUACCUUUUGUUGAAAUUUGGUGCCUUAGAAUUUAUAAAAAACAGGCGCGGUCUCACUCCGUUUGAAGAUACAACCUCUCUUUGUAUUAAGGAACCUUCCCGGAGCAUUGGUCAAGCAUCUUGUAUUGAUUUUACAUUUUCAGAUCCACCGAAACGCGAAAUGAAGCAGAGAUUUGAUUCUGCCUUAGAAAGUUCGUUUGGUAUUUUGGGUUUGCCAUUUAUACUUGAUUAUUUACAUAUUUACUAUGCUCGUCGAUAUGUCUCCGAAGCAUUAUCAACUUCUGUGCAAGAAAUUGAGCAGCAUUUUACCAAUGCACGCACAUAUGAGAGUUUGAUUCCAGUGAUUACGGCAUAUACAGCGACGAAACAAUUUGACAAAGUUGUAAAUCAGCAUUGCAUUGAAGUUCUUCCUGACUUGUUGCAAGCUUACAGCACGUCUGGUAAUACGUUGGCAACCAGUAUUUUCUAUUUAAUUGCUUCAUUUAAUUAUGAUCCGAUGCUUCGACCAAACUACGCUUAUACUGGUCGUGUUUAUCGAGGAUUAAAAAUGACCUUAGAUGCUCUUCAAAUGUACAAGAAAGGUGAACUCGUCGUCAAUCGACCAUUUGUUUCAACAUCGAAAACAAUCCGUGUUGCCAAUAUAUAUGCAGGUGUAGGAGAAUGUAAACAAUUUCGAAAAAUGAACUCCUCCAACAAUUCUAAGGAGUACUCGGUUCGAUGCACCUACAAAAUCAAUCGUACUGAGACGCGCGCAAUCAGCAUCGCCAAUAUGUCGAUAAUUCCAGCCGAAGAAGAAGUACUUCUUAUGCCGUUAAGCACAUUUCGAAUUAUUAAUAUUUAUUUUGAUCCGAAGCAAUCUUUAUUCGAUGUGAAGCUUGAAGAUUGUGAUUUGCCAUCAGAGAGUGAUCCCACAGCACCCAUCAUUCAUUGGGAUUUUUGUGAAAUGGCCAAUGUACAGUUAGUUGUGCCCAUCCCUCCAAUUCACAAUCACCCCCAAGUUUUAAAAGACUUGAAUCAUGCGAAAAUACAACUCGAUGCAACCCACCAUUGCAACUCAAUUUUAAACACGUUGAAUCAUUCGAUAAUACAACUAGUACUUCUACAACUUCAACUACAUCAACAAGUACCUCCACAACUUCAACGACUUCAACCACAUCAAGAAGUACCUCUACAACUUCAACCUCAACAACAAGUACUACCUCAAGUUCGACCGCGGGGACUAGUACUUCCACAACUUCAACCUCAACAACAAGUACUACUUCAAGUUCGACCACGGGCACAAGUACUUCCACAACUUCAAGUACAACAUCAAGUACUUCUACAACUUCAACCACAUCAACAAGUACUACCUCAAGUUCGACCUCAACAACAAGUACUACCUCAAGUUCGACCACGGGCACAAGUACUUCCACAACUUCAACCUCAACAACAAGUACUACCUCAAGUUCGACCACGAGCACAAGUACU